AGGGGGCGUCACGCUCUCGCGGCUCUUCCUGCAUUCCGAUUGGCUCAGACCGUAGGUGUGUCUGGAAAGGGGGGAGAGGCGGGAGGGUGCUCAAACGUUUCCACGGCUACGGCGCGAGCUGCUUUUCGUGACGCGACUUCCGGGAGUUUGUUCGGGGCGCUCGGCAGGCGGCGGGGAGUGGGGAGUUUGACAGCGGCGGACAAACAAGGACGCGUGGAAGGAGACACACGUUCGUUUCCCUUGUUCUCUGUUCCUCCGUACAGAGGGAGUCCUUCUGUAGCCUGCCGAGAACUCUGCCAAUAUGGACGCACCGCAACUCCAGGCUGAUGUGUGAGUUGGCCUCAGACCCAGUCCACCAUCGACAUGGUAGACAUAGAGAGCCCCUACAGUCCUCUGUCCCCUCUGGAGGACUCUGUGCUGAACAGCCCGCUCUACACGGACUUCGUGGUUUCGGGAAACCUCCAAGACAUCUCAGAGCCCAUCAAUGAAGAGGCACUCAGCAACCUAGAUGUAUCCGAGUACCACUCAUCCGGCCUGUGCUCCAGCUCCGAGAGCUCCACGGUGCCAGAUGCUCUAACUCCAGCCUCGAGUCCGUCUUCAGUUGUGUGCGGGGUCGUAGCAGGACAGGAGGAGUUCACCUCUGCUUCUCUAAACCUGGAGUGUCGUGUGUGUGCGGACCGAGCCUCAGGAUAUCAUUAUGGUGUCCAUGCUUGUGAGGGUUGCAAGGGCUUCUUCAGGCGCACGAUCCGCCUCAAGCUAGAUUAUGACAAGUGUGAACGCCACUGCAAAAUCCAAAAGAAGAACCGGAACAAGUGCCAAUACUGCCGCUUUCAAAAGUGCCUAGCUGUGGGCAUGUCCCACAAUGCCAUCCGCUUUGGCCGAAUGCCCCAGUCCGAGAAGCUGAAGCUGAAGGCAGAGAUACUAACUGGGGAGAGGGAGGUGGAGAAUCCUCAGUUAGCUGACCAGAAAACCCUGGCCAAACAGAUCUACGAGGCUUAUCUGAAGAACUUCAGCAUGAACAAAUCUAAAGCGCGGACCAUCCUGACAGGCAAAACAAACACACCACCCUUUGUAAUCCAUGACAUGGAGACUUUGCAUCUAGCCGAGCAGACUCUGGUGGCAAAGAUGGUUGGCACUGCAGGUGGACUGCUUGAUAAGGAUGCAGAAGUGCGGAUCUUCCACUGCUGCCAGUACACGUCGGUGGAGACCGUCACAGAGCUCACUGAGUUUGCCAAGUCUGUUCCAGGCUUCUGCAACCUCGACCUGAAUGACCAGGUAACACUGUUAAAAUAUGGUGUGUAUGAGGCACUCUUUGCCAUGCUGGCCUCUUGCAUGAAUAAAGAUGGAUUGCUGGUUGCCUAUGGCAGUGGCUUCAUCACACGAGAGUUCCUAAAGAGCCUGCGACGACCUAUUAGUGACAUGAUGGAGCCCAAGUUCCAGUUUGCCAUGAAGUUCAAUGCACUGGGACUGGAUGACAGUGACCUGGCCCUGUUUGUGGCAGCCAUCAUCUGCUGUGGAGAUCGCCCAGGCCUGAUGAAUGUCCCAUACAUCGAGCGGAUGCAGGAGAGCAUCGUCCACGUCCUGCAGCUCCACCUACAGAAUAACCACCCAGACAAUUCCUUCCUCUUCCCUAAACUCCUGCAGAAACUAGCUGACCUGCGUCAGCUAGUCACAGAGCAUGCCCAGUUAGUGCAAGAGAUCAAGAAAAUGGAGGACACGUCACUGCAUCCUCUGCUCCAGGAAAUCUACAAAGACAUGUACUAAAGGAUACUCAUGAGCUACUAAAUUGUACAGGGCAUGGUAAAGGAACAAGAGACCAAGGGAGUGGAUUUAGCCCUAAACCUUUUCUAGUGAUUGAGGGCGAGGACUUCUCUGACACCUCAGAUGUUCAUUUGUUCCUAAAAAAUUAGGAAAUGCUCUCAGGGGACUCCGGAAUCUGUCCUUGUUAAAGACACAGCGUAACCCUAUCGGAAGGGCUGCCAAUAAACCACUAUGCACAAGAGACAGUGGUGUCCAGAAAGUAAAUGCCAGCCAGCUGUACAGAAGGGAUGGAAAUCAGGUAGAGGGGAUUUCUUUAGAAAGGACCAGUGUCAGGAUAGUCCUAAUUCACACUGCACUAAAGUUUCAUUUGUACUUUUUUUUGACUCAUGGUUUAUUAUACUUUCUAAAAAUGUACACUAAUCUUCGUGAACUUCUUCAUGGGUUAGAGACUGUGAAAACAAGCCUACAAAAUCAGGCUUGUUGAUACAGCAAUAUGUCCUUUAAACACAAAUAAGGGUGCAUUUGCGUGACACAGACCUGGCGAAGCCUUUGUAUAUCCAAGACAUGCAGUAGUGGUAUAGUAAUGGUUUGGUUGUUCAGCAAGAAUAGGAACAUGAAAUCUGUAUUACAUAAAUGUGCAGAAGAUAGCAACAAGUGGGUUCAUAUCAGGUUGAAAAAAAAAAAGAAACUACAGGGCUUGUAAAUGUGUUUUCUAAAAAUUCAUAAUAAGUUCACCAACUCAUGAUUAUUAUGUACACAACAGUCAAAUGACCCUUCAUAAUCUUGAAAUAUUUGUGGCAUGAAUGUUAGCAUUUGUUCCUGGGGUUGUAUGAAUCAGGCUGCUCAGUUAGAGUAAAGGUCAUGAGUUUGGGUCAGUUUGUGCCUCUGUUUCUAAAUAUAAUAGACAAGGUAGAGCUGAUAAUGUGUCAGAAGUAUUUCUAGGAUGUUUUAUUAUGUUGCCUCUGAUAUAUUUCCAAGGCAGUUUUAUUAACACCUGGUUAGUUCGCUCAGGUUCAAAAUCGUUUGCCUGAUGUCAGCUCAGUGUUUGUCAUUGCAUCAAUGACAGCCAGAUACUGAUGCAGUGAAGCAAUGUAAAAUAUGCAACAACAAAAAAAAAUGUUAUUACACUCCUUUUUUUGUAAGCUAAACUUGAUAUUUCACAAGUUCCUACAUUUUGCUAAAAAAAAAAAAAAAGAAAAGAAAGAAAGAAAUUUAAAAAUUAUUAAUUUGCUUAUGGCAGGGCGCUUUCUUAUUAGUAGCAAAACCACCUUAAAAGCUCUUAAUAGAUUAGUGAUCACCUCUAGACUCUGCGUUCUUUUCUUGGUGUAAACCUGGAUGCAAUAUAUGUGAUACCACCUGUCCUGAUUUUUCUAGUGCUGGUACCCAAGCUUUUCACUGGACUCUACACAUCUAUCCAGUUUCCAUGAGAUGCUCUGCAACACAAAAUCCAGUCAUAUGUAUACUAUCUAAGUCUUGGAACAAAACUAAUUUGCGCCUUUUUCUAGAUUUUAAACAGCUAGCAUUUCUGCUGUAAAUGUAGAACUUGAAGCUUAAUAAAGCAGGUCUUUUGGGGCCAUUGGUUGCUGCAAUUUCUUAUUGCAGGAACUUAUUUCUUUCUGGUGAGAUCUAGUGUCCUCCCUCGGUUUAGCCACAGCUCCUCUGUAUUAGUGAGAGGGGCAUUGCGAAAUUCUUCCUGAAGGAGGGCUGAGGAUUUGUGUCGCUCCAGUCUUGCACUCAGAACCCUGCAGUUUCAAGCGGUAAUCAAUGGCUGGGACAAUCAGUGUUUUAAAUAAAUGAAAAAUAAAUGACAGAUUAACACACAAAGCAGUCAAGCUACAUUUCGAAUAUGAAAUAAUAAGGAAUCUUUGAUGGGCGUAUUUAUCAAGAAGGCUGGUGGCAGAUUAAUCACAACAAAUUUUUAAUAAACAUUUAGGCCUAUGUGGAGUGAUGAAACACUAUGGCCAAAAGUAUGUGGACACCUGAUCAUCACACCCAUGUUUGUUGAACGUUGAAUUCCAGAUUUAAUCCCCUCCACUCUUCUGGGAAGGCUUUCCAGUAGAUUUUGGAGAGUGGCUGUGGGGAUUUGUGUUCAUUCAGCUACAAGAGCAUUAGUGAUGUCAGGCACUGAUGUCUGGAGGACUGGGGUGCAGUCGGUGUUCCGGUUCAUCCCAAAGGUGUCCAGUGAGGUUGACAUUCGAGUUCUUCCACUCCAACCUUGACAAAUCAUGUCUUCAUGGAGCUUGCUUUGUGCACAGGGGCAUUGUCAUGCUGGAGCAGGUCUGGGCCUCUUAGUUCCAGUGAAGGGAAAUAUUCUAUUUAGUUGUGUGCAUCCAAUUUUGUGGCAACAGUUUGGGGAAGGAACACGUGUGUGAUGGUCAGGUGUCCACAAACUUAUGGCCAUGCAGUGUAGAUUAGGAGAUGGGUGAUUUUCUGGUGGACACAUUUUAAUUAAAUUUAUUUAGAGCAACAAUUUUAUUUAUUUAACUUUCUGAAAUCAGGUGUAGGCAAAGAUGUAAAAAGUAUUUUAAUACAUUAGUACAAUACAAAACUAGUAUGCAAUAGGAUGGAAAGAACAUUCAAUUGCCCUGGUUUAAAUUGGUUUUUAAGGUUUUAUAAACUAAUCUCUCUAUGUAAUUUUUAUUUAAUAAGCAAAUAGCCCUCAUUUGUGUCAGAAUCAGUUGAACAAAACAUUCGGCCAGAGACAUCAUCAAUAACUGCAUUAGACCAAUAAUUCACAAAUACUUUAGAAAUUGUAAUAUGGCAAGAUAAUCGUCGCACUGUUAACAUUUCCAUGAAAUAUAGGCAGAAAAGUCAAGCCGAUGCUGUUGGGUUAAUUCCUCCUGCCUUUUUUUUUUUCUCAAUAAGAAUUUUGCUUUUGGCAUGGAAUUAGUAUAUGCAUGUAUAUAUUUGGCGCAUCUGAAUGUAAGCCUCCAUAUAUGUGAAAGAUUCAAUUAUCUGAGAGAUGAACGCUCACCUCGCUUCAGAUGCCCCCCCUCUCUCAUGAUACUCAGGUAUCAGAAGAAUAUUCUACUGUACCUGUAUGUUAUGUUUAUAGCAUAUGAUUAGCAUGUAAACUGUCUUAACCAGAACAAUUAAAAAAACAAAAAAAAAAAACAAAAAAAAAAAAUUAAUUAUUGGUACAUAGCAAACCUUUACGCUGAUCCUUCAAGCUGGAUCUGAAAGCGCUGUAAGAAAUGGACAGCUCUACAUUUGUAUUUAUUUUCACAAAUACAGUGACAGUGGCCAUAUUUCCUUUUAAAGGGACCUAAAUGCAAUUUUUGCCUGUAUAUCAUGUGAUAAAUAUUUUGAAAUUGCAUUCAUAUCACCAACAUGGGUAGUGUGGGCACCAUAUACACUUAUAGUUGUUUUUAAUGGUGUAAUAUUUUUAUACUAAAGCAAGACUCUGUUAAUAUAUAAAAUCUUGUCAAAUAGUUGGGAUUUAUUCAAUUGAGUACAAUUUAAAAUAGUGGAAUGGUUAGCCAGCUAGCAGAAUGUACUGUCAUGAAGAGAAACAUCUAUGUGAACAUGUUUUCUAUGUCCCAAUCUUCUUUCUGUUGGUGCCACAGCACCGAGGAGAUUUAACCAUUUACCCAGGGGUAGUACUCAGAGACAGAACCCCUUGUUUUGGAGUGUAUGAAAUCUUAGCCCAUAUGACAGGUUUUAGUCUCAGGUAGAACCUCUAAAACCACAUGCACACUUGACGGUUAUGAUUUUCAAUAACUGACAUCCUGACCUUCGUGUCAUCUAGUGUCUGUUCAUGGUGCUUCCUGUGGACAGUACAGUUAUGUUGGUAGAAACAGUUCAUUCAUUGUGUAACUUUGUAGUUACACAAUGAAAGAAAUAGUAUGUGUGUGUUGAUUUUCAUAAUUAGCUGUUUCACUAAAGCUCAUUAAAGCACAUGUAAUUACAUGUUGUAUAAUUACACUAUCCUGCAGUUUCAGCACUUACUGUACUUGCAGUACUGAAAAGAAUUGUCUUAAGACGAAUUGCGAGUUCAAUUCAAUUCAUAAUCCUAGGUUAGUACUAAUAGAUUUACUAUGAUUAGACAUUAUCAUUACAUUAUCAUCAGACGUUAUUAUUAUUUAUUAUAAUGGAUGCAUUGGUAUAUGAACAUGUUGUCUUGUCAGUUUGGGUGUGAUUUAUGCUAUUUAUACUUUAAGGAUUGCAGAUAUGUCAGACACAUGGAUGAAAGGAAUCUGAUUUAACUGCCUUUGUCAAACCUAAGCCAAGAGUCAAUACCUGUGCCUUAGCUACAGACUUUCUGAACAUACUGUAUAUUAUUUAACAGUUUGUGGUCAAGGUUGCAAACACAAUUUAAUAGCCCAAAUGCUGCAUUUUUGUUCAUGCUACCCACAGUGACAAGAACUGAAAGAAUAUUGGCGUUGGUGUGUAAUUGAGUGCUUAGAGAAUAGCAAAUAUGUUGUGGAUUAAAAUAAUAAUUGCACACAUGAAAAUUCCAUUUUGUUUUCAUAAUAUUUCAUUGGAAAGGGAUUUUAACAAUACCGUAUCAGGGGAAAUGUUGCAGAAUUUAUGCUAGCACAGGUCAGAACUGGUUAGGCAACAGUUCUUUAGACAGCACAUAACGUCAUUUAAAAGGAAAGAUGUAUCCAGAUACAAAAACCUUUUGUCAUUUUUGACUUCUUUUCAACAGAUUAAUAGGAUGUAUUUAAAAAACCCACACUAUCUGUAAACAUUAAAAAUCUAUUUGUAAAAUUCAAACAUGGCAUUGCUGUUUUUUUUUUGUUUGUUUGUUUGUUUGUUUGUUUGUUUGUUUGUUUUUGUCAAAUAUUGUAUAAAGCCUGUUUAGAGACACUUGCAGACAGAACCACAGUCCAGGGAAAAUGGUUAAAGAGUCAAUGAAAAUACCUGCCAGACAGUAGUUGUUUGCCAGGUAGAGAGUUCAAAUGCAUGUCAAUAUUCCCAGGUUCUUGUUGUGUUUGUCCACUAAGAGCAUCACCUAUUCAUCCAUGUAGCUGUAUGAGAGGUGCAUGUGGGCCAAGUGGGCCUUUCUAUAUUUAAGAACACUGUGGGAACGUCAUGUGCAAGUCUCGUGGAGAGUUUCCAUGGCGCAAAUGUGGGCAGUCAGAGGAGAUAGAUGGUUGAAAGAUAAUACAACACCUGAGUCUACUAACACAUACUGGCUCCAACCCAGUCUUUCCUGGGCUAGACUGCAGCCUGUCAAUCGGGACUUUCCCCUAAUUAGAGAGCGGGGGAUGGUGGGCAUUGAUUAAUUUUGCAAGGAGAAGACUAGGGCUCAGGUACCCAUUCCCAGGAGGGGUUCUCCCUAAAAGGCUAGGGAGUAAUGGUUUCUUUCAUUUGGCUUUAUCAAGAAGGUGGCUCUGGUGCACUCUGUGCUUUCCAUACUGCCUGCUUACUUAUGUGGUUGACUUUCCCAAGCUUUUCACAAAUCUGAAGGGAAGGGUAGGCAGACAGUGACCCAUAGCCAUUCUUGGGUCAUGCACCAGUCGAGUCAUGACUCCACGUCAUUGUCUAGAGUAAGUGAUGAGCAACUUACUAUACUGGGUACUACUGUAUACCAGACUGUGAGGCUGCUAGACUACUAGCCACUGCUCCUGCUGAGGUUGCUGUCGACUGUGAUAAGUGUCAUGGGUUAUUCACACAAGGCAUUGAUCUAGUUUAUUUACUGUUGAAGGAAGAAGGUAAGGGAAGGAAUUAUUGAGUGUUGGUGCUUGUUGUCGAGAAGUCCUUGAAGGGAGUGUGUAUGCGUGGCAAUCCAGGUGCUGUUUUGGUAGGCUGGAGGGCAGAUUACCUUAGUUAAAAAAGAGCCUGGCUUUGAACAGUGUAUUCACUGUCCCUGUGAUGCAGCUUUUUUUUGUCUGUCACAAAAACUGUUCGGGGUAGUCAUUGCCCCAUGACCAAGGCAAUUGGAUCUGGCCCUUCCUUGAUUACACAUUUGUUGUUGUUAUGAAGCUGCCCAGUGGUAUCUAUAAAGUUGCUGGCCGUGGUGCUGAUCUGGGUGUGGCAGUACCCCUAAAGAGACACCUGGCAUCAGGGUCUACAGCACAGGUCUAUCAAAGUCUGUUCUCUUUGCCAUGUGAUUAGCUUUAUAAAUCUAUGUAUCUCACAGUUACAAAUAUACGUAUAUUAUUGUUAUUAGUCUGUAUUAAUAUUUUUCAUGACUUAAGCAUUCGACUUCUUGCUUUGUGAACGAUGUUCUUGCCCACUUGUGUACCAACACUUAGCCCAACUAUUGUGCUUACUUGCUUCUCUCACUGUUCUUCCUACAACUUGCUUCUAUUGGCUAUUUAGCACUGCAGUACAUGUAUCACUACUAGCUCCUCAAACAGUAGAUGCUUGGACUGUAUACUGGCUCUCUUUUAAGUCUUUCUUCAGUGGCCUUCCCAGUCACCGGCUCUGAAUCCAGUAGAACACCUUUGGGACGUGGUAGAACGGGAGAUUCGCAGCAUGAAAGUGCACCUGAAAAAUCUACAGGAACUGUGUGAUGCAAUCAUGUGUGAUGCAAACAUGGACCAGAAUCUGAAAGGAAUGUUUCCAACAUCUUGUGGAAUCCAUGCCACAAAGUACUGAGGCUGUUUUAAGAAGCAAAGUGAGACCCUACCCAUUAUUAAAAUACUGUUCCUAAUAAAGUGCUUAGUGAAUGUA
Messenger RNA from Ictalurus furcatus (blue catfish), 8385 nucleotides. It is a transcript of the gene pparab, whose product is annotated as peroxisome proliferator-activated receptor alpha b. Gene Ontology annotation, biological process: regulation of lipid metabolic process; negative regulation of inflammatory response; cell differentiation. NCBI's taxonomy places the organism in Eukaryota, Metazoa, Chordata, Actinopteri, Siluriformes, Ictaluridae. The transcript is spliced from 8 exons. The record is from RefSeq and is a predicted model, not a curated record. Gene Ontology annotation, cellular component: nucleus. The coding region runs from base 364 to 1764 and encodes 466 amino acids. Gene Ontology annotation, molecular function: zinc ion binding; RNA polymerase II cis-regulatory region sequence-specific DNA binding; nuclear receptor activity.